This is a messenger RNA of Leptidea sinapis, 1609 nucleotides long. Its product is annotated as sucrose-6-phosphate hydrolase-like. Gene Ontology annotation, cellular component: cytoplasm. Lineage: Eukaryota; Metazoa; Arthropoda; Insecta; Lepidoptera; Pieridae. Gene Ontology annotation, molecular function: beta-fructofuranosidase activity. The coding region runs from base 44 to 1471 and encodes 475 amino acids. Gene Ontology annotation, biological process: carbohydrate metabolic process. The transcript has a single exon. The record is from RefSeq and is a predicted model, not a curated record.
CCCAUUAUUCUCUCGUAACGCGUUGUAUAGACGGUCGCGGAAAAUGUUAAUUUUAUUAAUUAUAUUCGCGUUUAUUUGUUUCAGAAAUACAUAUGCCGAAAAUAAUUUUUACCCACUGUUUCACCUGGCUCCUGAAUUUGGUUGGAUGAACGACCCAAAUGGCUUCUGUAUUUUCAAUAAGGAAUACCAUCUAUUUUUUCAAUAUAAUCCAAAUAGCAGCUAUGUACCUGGUAUAGCGCAUUGGGGACACGCUGUAAGUAAAGACUUGAUACAUUGGAAACAUUUGCCAAUAGCAAUGUACCCCGAUAAGUGGUACGACAAAGAUGGUGUCUUUUCAGGGAGUGCCAUAGUUGAGGGUGGUACGAUGUAUAUAUACUAUACUGGUAAUGUUAACUUACCGAACGAAACACCAGACCAUAAACAAUACCAGGCGCUAGCAACCAGUACAGAUGGAGUUAACGUUAUUAAAUAUGAAAAUAAUCCAAUAAUAAACGGUACUCAACUACAACCCGAUAUAAGAGACCCUAAAGUUUGGAAACAUGGGGAUAAGUAUUAUAUGGUACUAGGAAACUCUUACAAUGAUGGCAAAUUGGGAAGAGCUCUGCUUUAUAUAUCAGAUGAUAGAAUAAACUGGGAAAUGGUAUCAGUUCUGGCUGAAUCGGAUGGUUCUCUUGGAUAUAUGUUUGAAUGUCCCGACUUUUUUGAGUUGGAUGGAUAUUUUGUUUUUUUAUUCUCACCACAAGGUAUAAAACCUCAAGGAAACAAAUAUAGAAAUUUGUAUCAAACUGGUUAUAUCAUCGGAAAAUUUGAUUAUGCAACAAAUAAAUUUACUGUUAUUAAUAACUUUAGGGAGUUUGACCAUGGACAUGAUUUCUAUGCAACACAGAGUCAAUUAGAUGAAGAUGGUAAUCGCGUUGUUAUUGCUUGGUUUGAUAUGUGGGAGGAAAAUUACCCAGAGAAUGCCCAAGGAUUCACUGGACAUAUGACAUUACCAAGGAUCAUUAGAGUUACCAGUGAUGGAAGAUUGAUACAGACACCAGUUAAAAGCAUUGCUUCAGCAAGAGGUCGUAAUAUCUAUUCAGGCAAAAUGAAUAGUGGAGAAAUAGUCUAUCUAAAGGAUAACGUUGGUGAGUUACUGAUAUUAUUUAGGUUUCGUGAUUUUGAAGUUUUAAUUGAAUCAGAUUCAGGAUCAGUUAAGUUGAGUUAUGACUCCAAAAAACGAAUUGUAACCCUUGAUCGUGGUGGUAAUGAUGGAAUACGGAGGACAAGUUGGCGACCAAAAGGUAAGCUUAUGUGGAAAGUGUACAUUGACUCAAGCUCAAUUGAAUUUUUCUGUGCAGAAGGCAAAUUUGCGUUUUCGAGCAGAUACUUCCCAAGUGGCUCAGUGAGAGUACGUUUAGCACCUAAUAGUGAAGCAGAAGAAUUUAUAGUUAAUGAAAUGAAGCGCACAGUUGAUAGAGCUCAUGCUUAAAAUUAGACAAGAUCAGCAUUACAUUUGUAUUGUUGUGAUAGUUAAUUAAAUGAAUGUUAAACAUUGUUUAUAAAAUUUAAAUAAAAUCUGUGUAAAGUGUUCUUCAAGUUUAAAAAAUAAAGCUGAAUAGAAGUGUGA